Messenger RNA from Eucalyptus grandis, 1041 nucleotides. Its product is annotated as NADPH-dependent oxidoreductase 2-alkenal reductase. Bases 1 to 1041 code for a protein of 346 amino acids. The transcript is spliced from 5 exons. Gene Ontology annotation, molecular function: oxidoreductase activity, acting on the CH-CH group of donors, NAD or NADP as acceptor. NCBI's taxonomy places the organism in Eukaryota, Viridiplantae, Streptophyta, Magnoliopsida, Myrtales, Myrtaceae. The record is from RefSeq and is a predicted model, not a curated record.
AUGGAAGUGAUGAACAAAUACUGGACCAUAAAGACCCAUAUAGAGGACGCACCCAAGGAAGAUGACUUCUACCUCAAGACUUCGACUUUGGCUCUGUCGCUCGGCCCAGGCUCGAAGGAGAUGAUCGUGAAGAACCUGUACGUGUCCAUCGACCCUUACCAGUUGAACCGGAUGAAGAGUUCCAGUUCGUCACAGAAGACCGGUGGUUUUGCCGUGGGAAUCACUCCUGGCCAGGAAAUUGAAGCUUUUGGUGUGGCAAGAGUUGUGGCCUCAGAGAACCCUGAAUAUGAGAAGGGCGAUUUGGUUGUGGGAGUUGUUACUUGGGCAGAGUAUAGCAAGAUAGGAAGCAACGGAAUGAUCAGGAAGCUUGAUCCAAUGGGGUUUCCUCUGUCUUACCAUGUUGGGAUAUUGGCAUUUAGUGGGCUCACAGCCUAUGCCGGGUUCUUCGAGAUAUGCAAGCCGAAGCGUGGUGAGAAGGUUUUUGUAUCGGCGGCAUUGGGGUCAGUCGGGAACUUGGUUGGACAGUACGCGAAGUUGCACGGGUGCUACGUCGUCGGUUGUGCAGGAAGCAAGCAAAAGGUAGAACUGCUCAAGGAAAAACUAGGUUUUGAUGAGGCCUUCAACUAUAGGGAGGAAAAUGAUUUGAACUCAACUCUGAAAAGGUAUUUUCCUGAUGGGAUCGAUGUAUACUUUGACAACGUAGGCGCCGAGAUGCAAGAAGCUGCGGUCGCUAACAUGAAUGCCUUUGGCAGAGUUGCCGUGUGUGGAGUAAUAUCCGAGUAUACAGAUUCCGGGAAAAAAGCGGCGCCCGACAUGUUAGAUGUCAUUUACAAGAGAAUAAAGAUCCAGGGCUUUUUAGCCGGCGAUCACAUUGGCCUUUUCCAGGAUUUCAUCUCAACCACCAGCGACCAUCUCCGCAGUGGCAAGUUGUGCGCACUCGAGGACAUCUCAGAUGGCCUGGACAGCAUUCCCUUUGCUUUCGCAGGGCUGUUCCGCGGCGACAACAUCGGGAAGAAAAUUGUUAAGAUUGCAGAAGAAUGA